AUGACGGAUAAAACAGCCAGGGGAGAAAGGAGAGUAGAGCCUAAACACGUGAGAGAUAGUGAAGAGGACGUCAAGCGAAAAGAAGAGGGGGAUCCUCUAAUCAGCACCAGUCAGGCCAAUAGCUCCCUCCAGGCAAAGAAGGAUAAAAGUACCUCUCCAAGAGAAAGAAGCAAAAAAUCAAGCCGAGUUCAACUUCCCCCUUCGAGGCGAGUGUACACUUCAGCAACGGAACAAGAGGAAAUCCCAGAACAACGGCCGAUCCCACACCACAGGGACCGGGGAAGGAUGGGGAAGAAAUAA
This is a messenger RNA of Plasmodium inui San Antonio 1, 300 nucleotides long. RefSeq lists its product as hypothetical. The transcript has a single exon. The coding region runs from base 1 to 300 and encodes 99 amino acids. The record is from RefSeq and is a predicted model, not a curated record. NCBI's taxonomy places the organism in Eukaryota, Apicomplexa, Aconoidasida, Haemosporida, Plasmodiidae.